GGCCGGGGUCCGGGGGCUGGGCCUGGGCCUGGGGUUGGGCCCGCGGCGAGCCAGACCUUAGGGAGCAAGUGGGGUAGAGUGGGGCGGGGCAGGGCCGAGCUGGAAAUGGGGCGCUGCAGGGCUGGGAACCGACCCUGAGCUCGUCUUGCGUGGGGAGAGCCGAGUUCAGAGGGCGCGGGAGGCGGAGACGUGAAGUCAGAGCUGAGUGGGCGGAAAAGAGCCUGGGCUGAGACAUGGCCACCAGUCACCCAGCAGGACACAUGCAACUGCCCCGAGCUGAUGCCAUACGUUCACGUCUCAUUGAUACUUUCUCUCUCAUCGAGCAUCUGCAAGGCUUGAGCCAAGCUGUGCCACGACACACUAUCCGAGAGAUACUUGAUCCUUCCGGUCAGAAGAAGCUUAUGUUGGGAGAUCAACACCAGCUUGUGCGCUUCUCCAUAAAGCCUCGACAUGUAGAACGUAUUACACGUGCCCGGAGACUGAUGAGCAGGCUUCAUGUGCGCUACAGUCAGAGGCCACCUCUUUCCUUGUGGGCUGGAUGGGUCCUUGAGUGCCCUCUCUUCACAAACUUCAUCAUCUUUCUCAUCUUUUUGAAUACAAUCGUACUGAUGGUUGAAAUAGAAUUGCUUGAAUCCUCAAAUACCAAACUGUGGUCACUGAAGCUGAGUCUGGAGGUGGCAGCUUGGUUCAUCUUGCUUAUUUUCAUCUUGGAGAUCCUUCUUAUGUGGAUAUCCAGCUUUUUCCUCUUCUGGAAGAAUGCUUGGAAUGUGUUUGACUUUGUUGUCACCAUAUUGUCCCUGCUUCCUGAGGUUGUGGUGCUGGUAGGGGUAACAGGCCAGUCUGUGUGGCUCCAGUUGCUAAGGAUAUGCCGGGUGCUAAGAUCUCUCAAACUCUUUGCACGAUUCCGUCAAAUUCGAGUCAUUAUUUUGGCCCUGGUGAGGGCCCUCAAGAGUAUGACCUUCCUCUUGAUGUUGCUGCUCAUCUUCUUCUACAUUUUUGCUGUGACUGGUGUCUACUUCUUUGAGGACUACACCCGUUCAACUCGCCAGGACCUGGAGUACCACAUGUUCUUCUCGGACCUUCUGAAUUCCCUGGUGACAGUAUUCAUCCUCUUCACCAUGGACCAUUGGUAUGCAUUGCUUCAGGAUACCUGGAAGGUGCCUGAAGUCAGCCGUACCUUCAGCAGCAUCUAUGUCAUCCUUUGGUUGUUACUUGGUUCCAUUAUCUUUCGAAAUAUCAUAGUAGCCAUGAUGGUUACUAACUUCCAGAAUAUCAGGAAUGAGCUGAACGAGGAGAUGACACAUUUGGAGGUUCAACAUAAAGCUGACAUAUUCAAGCGGCAGAUUAUCCAGAGGAGACAAAACCUGUCCCCUGAGGCACUGAGGUCAAGCCUUAGCAAAAUGGAUGCCAGAGAUGCCAGUCAACAAAGGGAAUCUUUGGAGUUAUCAACAGCUUUUGAAGAAGAGUCUAAACACAGUGCUGAUGAAGAGGGUUCAAGGGCAUCUAUAUCGAAAACAAAAGAGUCCUUGUCAAAAAUGAAAAAGUCCGCCUCUUCUUCCUCCUCUUCCUCCUCCUCCUCCUCUUAUUCUUCCUCCUCGUCUUCAUCUUCCCUCGAUUCCUCCUCUUCUUCUGACUCCAGAUAUUUAGACUCCAUUGGUCAGUUGGACUGGGAAACUCAUGUGCACCAGAAUCUGCCUGGGUUAAUGGAAAUGGAUCAGGAUGAUCGUGUUGUUUGGCCUAGAGAUUCACUCUUCCGAUAUUUUGAGUUGCUAGAAAAGCUUCAGUACAACCUAGAGGAGCGUAAACGGUUGCAGGAGUUUGCAGUUGUCCUCAGGCCUGCCUUCCCACUUGUUCUCUUGUUCUCUGGGAAAAGGAGAAGAAGGAGCAAAGUAGCUUCUUUAAUCUGGAUUAAUUCAUCUAUGGCAAAGAGUACAGACUCAUAGGGCUUACUAUAAGUAAAGGUUAGUGAAGAUUUGUGUGGGAAAAGCAGGGUUUUCAAACAUUUAUAUGUCCUGAAUAUUUUUAGCUUUUCAGCCUCACAGUCUUUUUCU
Messenger RNA from Panthera uncia (snow leopard), 2051 nucleotides. It is a transcript of the gene CATSPER2, whose product is annotated as cation channel sperm associated 2. The coding region runs from base 234 to 1943 and encodes 569 amino acids. Gene Ontology annotation, biological process: transmembrane transport; fertilization; monoatomic ion transport. The transcript is spliced from 13 exons. NCBI's taxonomy places the organism in Eukaryota, Metazoa, Chordata, Mammalia, Carnivora, Felidae. Gene Ontology annotation, cellular component: membrane; CatSper complex. Gene Ontology annotation, molecular function: calcium-activated cation channel activity. The record is from RefSeq and is a predicted model, not a curated record.